Messenger RNA from Carassius auratus (goldfish), 9103 nucleotides. RefSeq names its product obscurin-like. Gene Ontology annotation, molecular function: protein binding. Lineage: Eukaryota; Metazoa; Chordata; Actinopteri; Cypriniformes; Cyprinidae. The record is from RefSeq and is a predicted model, not a curated record.
GCAAGUGACGGAUCUAUUUUCAACGGGAGGCUGGACCGAGAGAAGCGUCACACAGAAAGCAAAGACACUGGGGGAUAAAACACACUGUCCUCCUCCUCUACAGUUCACGGAAUUUACAUGUUUUAACGAGGAUAUCUUCACAUGCCAACACCGGAUAUUUAUGAACAUCUGCACAGGUUUAUAUUCGUAGCGUUAGCUUGACGGGAAAAAGCAAGCAAGAAUGGAUCAGAAUUUAUUUGGUGGGGCUCCACGCUUCCUAACUCGACCCAAAGCCUUCUCGUUGUGCGUGGGACGAGAUGCCUCCCUCAGCUGCACUAUUGUGGGGAACCCUGUUCCUGUAGUCACCUGGGAGAAAGACAAGAUGCUUCUUUCAGCAGGUGGACGCUUCAAGAAAGUAGAAGAUGGUGACGUUUACCGACUUACCAUCUACGAUCUAACUCUAGAAGACAGUGGGCAGUACAUGUGCCGUGCCAAGAACAACAUUGGAGAGGCAUAUGCGGCUGUGACCCUGAAGGUGGGACUGCCGGAAACUGUGAUUGAUCGCGCCCCAGUGUUUACAGUCAAGCCUGUCUCCACCCGUGUGGGUCUAGGGGGUGAUGUUACCUUCUAUUGUCGGGUGGCAGCCCAUCCGGCACCCAACUUUGACUGGGAAAAGGAUGGUCGCUACCUGGGUGAGACCAACCGCAUCAAGAUAAUCUCGGAAAAUGACUCCAGCUCCUUGAGGAUCCAGAGUGUCAGGAGCCUGGACAGUGGUACCUACACCUGCCGUGCACAGAACUCCAUUGGCCGUGCUCAGGCCGCUGCUGCGCUAGCGGUCGACCUUCAAGAUACUCGUCUCCUUAAUGCAGACAAGAGCACAUCCCUCCUGUCACACAUGCAGAAGCGGAAAGAAGAAAUGCGGAAGGACAUCUCCUUAUACCGCACCUUGGAAAGUUCCUCAACCACGCAUACAGCCUCAUCUUCCUCGAUCACCGAGGAACUUGGAAGCUUGGGACUCGGCUAUGAUCAGGAGCAGAGGGUUUCGGCCUUAACCAGCAUGUUGCCCAAAGGUGUGUUCACUCGCACCUGUAUGGUGACCGAGGGUAAACAUGCAAAGCUUAGCUGUUUCGUCACAGGCCAUCCCAAACCUCAGAUCAUCUGGAGGAAGGAUGGGGCGAACAUCAGUGAGGGCCGCAGACAUGUGAUGUAUGAGGACCUGGCGGAGAAUUUCAUCCUCAAGGUGCUCUACUGCAAACAAAGUGAUAAUGGGCUUUACACCUGCAAUGCAUCCAACUUGGCUGGACAAACCUAUAGUGCUGUGCUAGUGAUCGUCAAAGAGCCAAAGAUCCCAUUCAAAAAGAAGCUGCAGGAUGUCGAGGUGAAGGAAAAGGAAACAGCAACUCUGCAGUGUGAGGUGCCAGUGCCGAACACAAAGGCCAGCUGGUUUAUGGAGGAGACCCAUCUGGAGGAAAGUACCAAGUACCGCAUGGAUGUGGAAGGGACCCUGCGCCGCCUCACUAUUCACAAUGUCACCACCAAUGAUGAUGCCGUGUACAUCUGUGAGAUGAAGGAAGGCAGCCGCACUGUGGCCGAACUUACAGUGCUGGGCAACAUCACUAAAAAGCUGCCGAGGAGGACAGUGGUGCCAGUUAGCGAUACCGUGAUCUUCUGUGUGGAACUGGAGAAACCAGUAGAUGAUGCAUACUGGACCAGGAAUGGGGAGAGGCUGAAAGAGGACUCCCGAAUUAUUAUCGCCCGCAUUAACAGACAGUACACACUGACCAUUCGCGAAUGUACUGCAGAGGACUCGGGUGAGGUAGCUUUCAUCGCCCAUGACUGCAAGACAUCCACCCGCUUCUCCGUCACAGCACCGAGGAAACAUCCAGAUCCCCCACUUGAGCCAGUGGUGCGAAACAAGACAGAUUCAUCGAUCACACUGUGCUGGUCUCCACCAGACAGUGAACGGCCCGUGCCCAUCACCGGCUACAUCAUUGAGCGCAGGAAGGUGGGAGCCCAAACCUGGGUUAAAGUCACUAGUACGUCUGUGUCUAGCACUGAAUACACCAUCAGUGAAAUUUCAGAAGAAGCAAGCUAUCAGUUCCGCAUCUCAGCGGUCAAUGAUUUUGGUCAGAGUACCUACUUGGAGGUUCCUGGAUCGUUUUACCUUGAGCCCACAGCAUCAGUGAAGACAGGCCUGGUCAACUGCAGUGCACAUGUAGGUGAAGAAGCAACCUUCACUGUUGAGCUCUCAGCCGUAUGUUCCGGCUCCUGGACCAUAAAUGACAGAAUGAUCCGCAGUGGAUCUGAGUAUCUGAUCACACGCUCAAAGACCACACACACGCUGGUCAUUAGGGAGGUAUCCAUGGAACUAAAUGGAGCACAGGUCAAGUUUGUGGGUGGUGGAUCUCAGAGUGUUUCCACGCUUAGUGUGAAAGCCGCACCCGCACGUUUCACCAAUAAGUCUUCUCAGGUGGAAGUGUUUGCUUUCAGCAUGCACUCCUCUGCUCAGAUGUUCACAGAAGUGUCCGAUUCAAACAUCCAGGUUGUCUGGAUGAAGAAUGGGAAGGAACUGAGGAUGGGUAAAAAAUAUGAAGCCACAAGUGUGGACCGUAAACGCACACUGACAGUCCACAACGUUGACCAUGAAGAUGUGGGCAUCUAUGAAUGCAUGUUUGAUGGUGAUAAAAUGUCUGUCCAGCUUGCCCUUAAAGAAGAACCAGCUAAGUUUGUUAACAAGCCGAGGGCUCAGCCCCAAGAGAGUGAUGCUCUUGUGGGUGACGUGGUGUUGAGCUGUGAGGUUGCUUCUCCUGGAACUGCUGUUGUGUGGAAGAAAGAGCAGACAGAAAUAAUGGAGGACAAGAGGACAACUUUUAUAUCUCAGGGGACACAAAGGAAGCUGGUCAUCAGGGGUGCCAAGCAGAGCGAUGAAGGACACUACUCGUGUGAAACGCCAGAGGACAAAAUGACAUUCCUGGUCAAGAUAAAAGAAACUUGUGCUGCUUUCUCCAACAAAGACUCUUAUCAGAAGGAGGUGAAGGUUUCAACCUCCCAAAAGGCCACACUGAGCUGUGAAGUUUCUGAUGCCAAAACUGAAGUGAAAUGGUUCAAGGAUGGCAAGCAGUUGAUUUCUAGUAAGACUGUCCACAUGGAGUCGAAGGGCAAGAGCCGCCAGCUCGUGCUGGAUAAUGUGGAGAAGAAGGAUGCUGGAGAAUAUACCUGUGAAGCUGGAAAUGAAAAGCUGGUCUUUAAGAUUCGAGUGGAAGACAUACAAGCCGCCUUCUCCAACAAAGACUCGUAUCAGAAGGAAGUCAAAGUAGCUGCUUCCCAAAAGGCCACACUGAGCUGUGAGGUUUCUGACCUCAAGACUGAGGUGAAAUGGUUCAAGGAUGGUAAGCAGUUGAGCUCCAGUAAGACUGUCCACAUGGAGUCAAAGGGCAAAAGCCGCCAGCUGCUGCUGGAGAACAUUCAAAAGAAGGAUGUUGGAGAAUAUACCUGUGAAGCUGGAAAUGAAAAGCUUGUCUUUAAGAUUUGUGUGGAAGACAUUCAAGCCACCUUCUCCAACAAGGACACUUAUCAGAAGGAAGUGAAGGUUUCAGCCUCCCAGAAAGCCACACUGAGCUGUGAAGUGUCUGACGUCAAGACUGAGGUGAAAUGGUUCAAGGAUGGCAAGCAGUUGAGCUCCAGUAAGACUGUCCACAUGGAGUCAAAGGGAAAAAGCCGCCAGCUGUUGCUGGAGAACGUGGAGAAGAAGGAUGCUGGAGAAUAUACCUGUGAAGCUGGAAAUGAAAAGCUUGCCUUUAAAAUUGAAGUGACAGAUGUUCAAGCUGCCUUCACCAACAAAGACACCUAUCAGAAGGAAGUCAAAGUAGCUGCUUCCCAAAAGGCCACACUGAGCUGCGAGGUUUCUGACCCCAAGACCGAGGUAAAAUGGUUCAAGGAUGGCAAGCAAUUAAGCUCCAGUAAGACUGUCUUUAUGGAGUCAAGGGGCAAGAGCCGCCAGCUAGUGCUGGAAAAUGUGGAGAAGAAAGAUGCUGGGGAGUACACCUGUGAAGCUGGAAAUGAGAAACUUGCCUUUAAAAUCCAGGUGACAGAUAUUCAAGCUGCCUUCACCAACAAGGACACCUAUCAGAAGGAAGUCAAAGUAGCUGCUUCCCAGAAGGCCACACUGAGCUGUGAGGUUUCUGACCCCAAGACUGAGGUGAAAUGGUUCAAGGAUGGCAAGCAGUUGAGCUCCAGUAAGACUGUCCACAUGGAGUCAAAGGGCAAGAGCCGCCAGCUCCUGCUGGAGAAUGUGGUGAAAAAGGAUGCUGGAGAAUAUACCUGUGAAGUUGGAAAUGAAAAGCUGCCAUUUAAGAUUCAGGUUACAGAGCUCAAAGCUGCCUUCACCAACAAAGACUCUUAUCAGAAGGAAGUGAAGGUUUCAGCCUCCCAAAAAGCCACACUGAGCUGUGAAGUUUCUGACCUGAAGACUGAGGUGAAAUGGUUCAAGGAUGGCAAGCAGUUGAGCUCCAGUAAGACUGUCCAUGUUGAGUCAAAGGGCAAGAGCCGUCAGCUGGUUCUGGAGAAUGUGGAUAAGAAGGAUGCUGGAGAAUACACCUGUGAAGUUGGGAAUGAGAAACUUCUUUUUAAGAUUCAGGUGGAAGAUGUUUCUACCAAAUUCCAGAAGACAUCCGUAACAAAAGAAACUGUGAUGGUCGAGUCAACAGAAAAGGUUGUGUUAAAAACCGAGGUGAUGUCAGAGAAUUGUAGUGUUAAGUGGUUCAGGGAUGGAAUAGAACUGAAAGACGGAUCAAAGUAUGAGAUGAAACAGGAAGGUUGCUCACGUGUCCUCAUCGUUAAGUCCUCUGAAUCUAAAGACAGCGGCACCUACUUUUGUCAGACGGCUGAUGACAAGGUUGAGUUCAAGGUUCAGGUCAAAGAUCCACCUUUAAAGUUUGUGGUGCCAUUGCAGCCAGUGUCUGCAGUACUGGAAAGCACAGUGACACUUUCCUGCAGUCUCAACAAAGCCACGAGUAGUGUGCUCUGGAAGCAUAAUGGCAAAGAAAUCAAAUCAGGUGGUAGAUUCAGUAUCCGCACCGAUGGCACCAAUUGCAUCUUGACUGUGUCCGCUGUGGCUCAGGAGGACGAAGGAGAGUACAGCUGUGAAUGCAAAGAUGACAAGACCUCCACCAAAGUCACUACUAAAGCCCCACGUCUGGUGAGGUUCACUACCAAGCUGAACAAUGUUGUUGCAAAUGAAGGCAAAGAUGCCAUCUUUAAAUGCUCCAUCACACCAGCCGAUGUAAGUGUCAGAUGGCUGCGUAAUGACAUUCCUAUUACAGCUAGUCCCAAAUUUAAGAUCACUCAUGGGGGAAGCAGCCAUUCCCUCAUCAUCACAGCUGUCAGUCAGGAGGAUGCAGGAGAGAUCAGUAUCGAUGCCGAGGGGAAAAUGUGCAAAGCCACACUCCAAGUACAACAACUUCCUGUCACCUUCAAGAAGAAGCUUGCAGAUAUGACUGUUACUGAGCAGGACACAGUUCGUUUGGAAGUGGAGCUGAGUAAACCCUCAAAAGAUGUGAAGUGGAUGAAGAAUGGUGUGAUACUACAGCAAGGAGACAAUAUAGAGAUGUCUGUGGAUGGUGCCAGGCAGGCUCUGGUCCUCAAGAGUGUGGCGUAUGCUGACAGAGGAUAUUACUCAUGUGAAACCCUAGAUGACAAGACCCAGGCCAAACUGACAGUAGAAAUUAAAAAGAUUCAAAUAGUAAAAGGCCUAAAAGAUAUGAAAGUGCAAGAAAAAGAGAGCAUCACUAUGGAGGUGGAGCUCAGCAAGGCUGAUGUAGAAGGUUCCUGGAGCAAAGAUGCAAAGAAACUAAAGGCAGGACCAAAUAUCAUCAUUACAGCGCAGGGCAACAAGCACUGCUUGACUAUGUCCCAACUGAAGAUAAGUGAUGGUGGAACUAUUACUUUCCAAGCUGAGGAUGUAUAUAAUUCUGGCAAACUAAUUGUUACAGAACCUGCUGCAAAGAUCCUCAAACCUCUACGGGAUAUCAGUUCUCCUGAAAAGGAGAAAGUCACCUUUGAAUGUGAGGUGUCAAGAGCAAAUGCUGAUGUCAAGUGGUUUAAGGAUGAUGAGGAAUUGAAGCCAGGAAAGAAAUUUGGCAUCCAUUCCCAGGCCAACAAGCGCACCCUGAUCAUCCAUAAGUGUGCAUAUGAAGACCAGGGCCAGUAUAUAUGUAGAACAACAGAUGACAAUACCAUGGCAAAGUUCACUGUUCACGCCAGAGAUAUUAAAAUAGUCAAGCCGCUGCAGGACGUGGAGGUGACAGAGAAGGAGAGUGCAACGUUUGAUUGUGAGGUCUCUCACGAUGAGGUCGAGGCUCAGUGGCACAAAGGAGAUGCCAAACUUAAAGCAGGAGACAACAUAAAGAUAAGACAGGAGGGAAGAACAUACGUUCUACUCUUCAAAUCUGUAAAGGCUGAGGAUGCAGGUGAAAUCAGGUUCACAGCUGAGAAGGCCUCUUCAGUCGCCAAACUGAAGGUUAAAGAACUGCCUGUCAGAUUUGUGAAGAAACUGAGAGACAAAAUCGCCAUGUACAAACACCGCGCAUACUUAGAAUGUCAAGUUUCACGGGCCAACGCUAAAGUCACAUGGUACAAGAACAAGUCCGAGAUCAAACCCAGCAAGAAGCAUGAGAUCACCAGUGAGGACAUCUACAGGAAGCUCACCAUCAUCGACGUGGACUCUGAUGAUGAGGAUACAUAUGUGUGUGACGCCAUUGAUGAUAAGACUUCAUGUCAGCUACUAGUAGAAGAGCAGGCUAUCAGCGUAGUACGGCAUCUGAGUUCUGUGGAAGUGACCGAGCCGUUUGCUGCCCGCUUUGAGGUGGAAGUCAGCGUGGAGACUGUCAAGCCAGUGAAAUGGAUGCUAAAUGGAGAACAGCUGAAGGAGUGUGCAGAUAUAGAGAUGGAAAAAGAGGGAACCAUGCACCGACUCACUUUUAAGAAAACCAAGCCCUCCAUGUCAGGCCAAGUACAGUUCACUGCCGGAAAGAGCAAAUCAACAGCUGAGCUCAAAGUGAAAGAGCGUCCCAUUGAAGUCCUGGAGCCUCUUAAAGAUGUGUCCGCCAAGGAGAAGACUUCCACCACACUAUGCUGCAAGUUCUCUGCCACACCAAAAGAAGUAUGGUGGUUUAAGGGUCAAACUGCUUUGGAAGCUUCCAGCAAAUACAGCAUGAAGCAAAAGGACGCCAGUGUGCAGCUGAUCAUACAAGCUUUGAGCGCAGAGGACUCUGGAGAGUAUCGCUGUCAGGUUGGGGUCUGUGAGACCAAAGCUGUUCUCAAAGUAGAAGUGCGUAAAAUCCAGAUCACCAAACAUCUGACAGACGUGGAGGUUGAUGAAGAUGGUGAUGUGGUGUUCACCUGUGAGGUUAACUAUGCUGAUGAAGAGGUCCAGUGGACUCUCAAUGACAAGCUGCUCUUCAACAAUGAGGUCAAUGCCAUCACCCAUGUGGAUAAGACCCACACGCUCACCCUCAAGAACCUAGCACCUGAGGAUGGUGGAAAGGUCUCAUUCAGCAUCAGGGAUGUGAAAGAAACAGUCUGCCUAAAAGUCAAAGAGAAGAAAGCCAUCUUCUUGAAGUUGCUGGAUGAUGUAGUUGCAGAGGAGAAGGGUACAGUUACCCUUAAGUGUGAAGUCUCAAAGCCCAGAGUGGCCCCUGUGUGGCGCAAAGAUGGAACAGUCCUGUCAACAGGGGAAAAGUAUGAACUCCUCCAUGAUGGUAAGACCUUGGGACUUACUAUCCAUGAUGUCACACAAGCUGACGCCGGGGAGUACAGCUGCGAUCUUGGCACAGACCUCUCCAAGUCCAAGGUCACUGUUCGAGAUAUCCACAUUGGGAUCACCAAGCGUGUUAAAUCGGUAGAGGCCAAAGCAGGUGAAAACUGCACAUUCGAGUGUAUCUUGUCCCGAGAAAGUUCAGAGAAGUGCACCUGGAGCGUAAAAGGCCAACCUGUCACUGAUGGAGGGCGUUUCCAGAUAAGCAGCAAAGGGCGCAAGUAUACCUUAACAAUCAAAGCUGUCUCAGCUUCUGAUUCUGGUGAGGUGGUCUUCACUCUUAAGGAUUUGAGCUCAAAGGCAACACUUACUGUUGAGGGUGAAGCUCCUACCAUAUCAAAAGAGCUUCAAGGUGUCAGUGCCAAAAUUGGUGAAAAUGUCACAUUCUCCUGUGAGCUUUCUCAAUCUGGACUGGAAGUGAAGUGGUCAAAGGAUGGCAAGUCUAUUAGAAAAAGCCAGAAAUACGAAAUCAGUCAGGAGCAGAUGCUUGUAAAGCUGACAAUCCGCAACGUCACUGAAAAAGAUUCUGGAGAAUACAGCUGUGAGGUCACCGGUGGUCCAACCUCCAAAGCUAAGCUGGAGAUCAAAGAACUGGCCAACAAAUUCAUUCAUGAGCUAAAGGAUGCCACUGCUGAAGAGAAGAGUGUUGUCUCCUUUGAAUGUGAGACAGCCCAACCUGCCUCUAAAGUCACCUGGCUGAAAGGAACAAAGGAGAUCAGGGCUGGAGGAAGGUAUGAGCUUAUGCAAAAGGGAACUGUCCUCAUCCUUAAAGUGAAGGAUCUGGAGAAGAGUGACAGCGAGGUAUACACCUGUGACAUUGGCUCUACGAAGAGUUCAGCGAAACUGACAGUGAAAGUGGUACCUGCUAGGUUUAAGGGUCAGAUGAAGAACCAGCAAGUUACUGAAGGUGGGAAAGUCUUACUUUCCUGUGAGCUCUCAAAACCCGGAUGCCAAGUGCAAUGGAAGAAGGGAACUGAAAGUCUGAAAAAUGGGGGAAGAUAUCAGAUAAUGCAGAGGGACACCAUGUGCGAGCUACAGAUUUCUGACUUGGUGCCUGAGGACAGUGGAGAAUAUUCCUGUGAUUGUGGAAAUGAGAACACAACAGCUAAUGUUGUUGUCAGUGCAUUACCAGUGGUCUUCAAACAUGAGCUAGAAGCCAAGAUUGUGACGAAGGAGACAGUGUUACUCUUCACUGUGAACUCUCAAAGCGUGGAGUUCCUGUUGUUUGGAAGAAAGGAACGCAGGUCCUGCAAUCUGGGGAAAAGUACCUCAUCAUGCAAGAUGGGGCUACUGUUGAGUGAAGAUCACUGA